UGACUCUACGUCAUCACUCCGUCUGAGCAGGGAGGCUAAUGCUGCUGUAUCCUCGGUCGCUUCCGCCGAUGUAAACAUGUAGACGUUUCCUUGGUGUAACCGCUCUACCACCAGGCUGUGUUUUUCCUUGUCAACCGGUUCGUCAGUGGUCCCAGUAACGAUGGCUGUGCCGCUGAAAAUAGCCGUUUCGGAACCAGGGCAGCGCUGUGUUAGCUUGUUAACUAGCUAACACUGAAUGGCUAACUAACUAUCGGGCCGUGUUUGUGUGAGGCUGGCCUUGCUAAUUAGACAGCUAGCUAGCUUUACCUUGGAAGCCACGAACGGCUACAUUGGAGUUGGCCAAACAAAAAGGGGAAUGGCAGCUAUUAUCUAACGAGGACGCACUAAGAAGUGGAGAAACACAAUGAUGAGAUCCAGAAAUGUCGGUGCUUCGUCGCCAGUGAAUGGAAAGCAAGACUGGGACACCAGAAGGAAGAGGAAAAUUGCGGACAUCACGCAGGCCCUCAGUGUGAGUCCGGUGGAUGUGGCAACUCUGAGGAGGAUGGCUAUCAGUGAAGGAGGACUGCUGACUGAUGAGAUACGCUGCCAGGUCUGGCCCAGGCUUCUCAACGUCCCCCCGGACGUCUUGGAUCAAGAGCCAGAAACAGUAGAGCGGGAAAAUAACAAGGACUACAACCAGGUGUUGUUGGACGUCCAGCGCUCACUGCGGAGGUUCCCACCUGGUAUGCCAGACGAGCAGAGAGAGGGUCUUCAGGAAGAGCUAAUUGACAUCAUCCUCAGAGUUCUGAAACGUAACCCACAGCUGCACUACUACCAAGGAUACCAUGAUAUUGUUGUCACCUUCUUAUUGGUCCUGGGAGAGCGCCUAGCGACUGCUCUAGUGGAGAAGCUAUCCACACAUCACCUCAGGGACUUCAUGGAUCCCACCAUGGACAACACAAAACACAUUCUUAACUAUUUGAUGCCCAUCAUUGAAAGGGUCAACCCUGAAGUGCAUGACUUCAUGGAACAGGCAGAGGUGGGGACCGUCUUUGCUCUCAGCUGGCUGAUCACCUGGUUUGGCCAUGUCCUGUCAGACUUCCGCCAUGUCGUACGGUUGUAUGACUUCUUCCUGGCCUGCCAUCCACUGAUGCCCAUCUACUUUGCUGCUGUGAUCGUGCUGUACAGAGAGGAGGAGGUGUUGGAUUGUGAAUGUGAUAUGGCCAUGGUUCAUCACCUCCUGUCUCAGAUUCCCCAGGAUCUGCCAUAUGAGACACUGAUCAGCCGGGCAGGAGACCUCUUUGUCCAGUUUCCUCCCUCUGAACUUGCAAGAGAAGCUGUCUCGCAUGAAAGCACGGCAGCCUCUACCUUUAAAGACUUUGACCUUGCGUCCACUCAACAACGACCAGACUCAGUUCUCCGUCGUCGACGCAAACAAAAACAGGCUGCGCUGGAGAGCUCAGCAGUGAACUCUGUGGUGACGGUGGCCCAACCGUCAGCAGCCAGGCGGUUUGUUCGAUUGGCAGUCAUGGGUCUGACGGUGGCUUUAGGGGCAGCGGCUCUGGCUGUGGUCAAUACUGCUCUGGAGUGGGCCCCUAAACUGGACUUAUUUCCUUGAACUGCUUCUCUUUUACCCCUACACUGCUUGACUGAAAGAAGCUGGCAGGUCUGUUUCCAAGAACCAUUUAGCCAACUAAACCACAAACCAGAGUCUGCAACACCAUUUGGAACAUACUCUAUAAACUGAACCACUUAACGCUCCUCUUUCAUCUUGUUGGAUGUGUCUAAACAUCCCACUCUUCUUAGGGCUUGUAAGGCCACUGCUGUGGGGCCUUUUUAUGAUACCUGAAGAGUGUGCACCAGUGUAACAGCUGCUGGUAUUCUGAAAUGAAGAAUCCUUCCGGUUACAAUGAAGAGACUAUUUCUAAACACUAUUAUGGAUGGUGUCAUCAUUAAAGUUAAUUUAUAUUUCAUAUUAGGAUAAUCUGAUUAUGAGUUAUGCUCACUGAGAUUAUGCUGAAAGCUUGGUGGACUCACAACACUUGAAACUGCUGCCAAUUUUGAAAGCUGGAGUGAAUGUACAAGUGCGUGCGAGCGUGUGUGUCGUCGCAACCCAUUCGUUGUCUAUUUGAUACCCGGACUGAGACCAAAUAGAGGAUUAAUAGAAUCCUCUCUUUGUAUAAUUUACUGUUUCUUAAUUUUGAGGUAUGUAAGUAAUUGUAUAGCAACAUGACACACAGGCACUUUUAGGGUCACCAUCUUUAGGUAAUUUUGUCCUCUAUCUGAAAUAGGUUUUUUUUUUGUCAUGUAAAAAAAUACAGAUUUGUCUUUGGGAUCCAUAUCACCAGGUGUCACCUUUGACAUACAUUUGGUUGUGGCUCGUGGCUGGGGUCAGUUAUCUGUUGGUACAAAAUUCCGAAAUGCAAUUGGUGUUAAUGAAGUAAAUGUAAUAUAGCCUACUUGAGACUUAUUUUUGUAUGUCCAAAUGUAAAUCUAAGGAUUAGCCCCUGUGAUAGCAUACAGUUUACACAGUCCAGAAAACGAACAAUCAACCAUAUCAGAACGGUUUAUCGAGAGCUCUCGAAUUCCUUAAAUGUUUGGUCUCACAACCUUGAAAUGUGUCUGUGUUUCGUUGCCCCGAACGGCUAUUUUCUGUGUUAGUUUUUCUGGAGUAGAUGGUCAGAUCUCUCCUUAUAAACUAUCAGAAGUGGAAUAAGUAAGUAAAAUCAAGCGUAUACCUAGUGUUUGGAUAGGCACAGUGGCGUGUCUGAUUUGCACUGACUGCAUUAGUUUUUUUUUUACUUUACCAUUUGUUUGAUAGGUGCUUUGCUCACUACUACUGAAAGGGUGCCGAAAAAAAGGGCCUAAACCUGCAGAAUAAUGCUGUAUAGUAUUUUUGUUUUAAACAUGACUUCUGCUUUAUUUGAGCACAUGCCAUUUAGUAAAUUGGAUGAGCAGCAUUUGCAUUUCUGACGCAGUCCAAUGCAUUUUAAUGGAUCAGUAAUUUUCAUUCAAUCACAUAUUUCAAUAGAGGCUUUGAUAGGUUUCAGUGAUUUGGCACUCAACCAAACACCCUAGUCUUUACAGAAACUACACAGCUUAGUUACAGUUUGUCAGAGAACAUCGAGAGCGUCUUUUUAAGAUGGUGAAUUUGGAUUGUCUGUGAUCUUUAUUAUGUAUUCUCACAAUUACUGACUUGAGUUCUAGGUCACCUACACAAGACUUCUCAGUUAAGUUGAAGUUGUCAAAGUGAUGUUGAGAUGCUGUUUUUGCUGCGGUAUAUUCCAAACUGAACACUAUUCCUGCAUUAAGAGUGAUUUAGUUUAAUGCCUUUACAGUGAACCCCUGAUUCUGCUGGUAAAGGAUCUAUGAACUGAUCAAACUGAAGGUGACCUGGCACAUGCCCAGAUAUGCUCUUAGGUUCCUGAGAGCAUAGUUGUUCAGUAUUGUAAUGCACCACAUGUCCGCACUCAGUGGUAUUCAUUUAUUGUCAUUGCACUAAAUGAUUUAUCUGCCUUUUAUGUUUAUUUUGUUAUAACAAAACUGUCAUACUAAUGUAAAGUUGUACAAGAGAAUGCUAAUAAACUAGUGAAAAUGUUGAA
Messenger RNA from Amphiprion ocellaris (clown anemonefish), 3581 nucleotides. It is a transcript of the gene tbc1d20, whose product is annotated as TBC1 domain family, member 20. Gene Ontology annotation, cellular component: endoplasmic reticulum membrane. Gene Ontology annotation, biological process: positive regulation of GTPase activity; endoplasmic reticulum to Golgi vesicle-mediated transport. The transcript has 8 exons. The coding region runs from base 404 to 1597 and encodes 397 amino acids. The record is from RefSeq and is a predicted model, not a curated record. Gene Ontology annotation, molecular function: GTPase activator activity. Lineage: Eukaryota; Metazoa; Chordata; Actinopteri; Pomacentridae.